This is a messenger RNA of Naegleria gruberi, 1143 nucleotides long. RefSeq lists its product as uncharacterized. The record is from RefSeq and is a predicted model, not a curated record. The coding region runs from base 1 to 1143 and encodes 380 amino acids. The transcript has a single exon. Lineage: Eukaryota; Heterolobosea; Eutetramitea; Acrasida; Naegleriidae.
AUGUGUAUUGUUGCUCUUCAUACUACCACUGGUUCAAAUUGUUGUGAUGCAGCAACUUCAUCUGCAAGAUAUCCGUUCAUUAUGUUGGCGAAUCGAGAUGAAGAAUAUGAUAGACCGACUUCCUCUUCAUUUUCAUUAAUUGAUGAUUGCAUUUGCUGUAUUACUGAUUUGGUGUAUGGAAAUACUUGGAUGGGGAUAAAUAUUGAUAAUGGAAAUAUGGCUAUUCUAACUAACGUGGAUGAUGAUUACUCAACGAACAAACCAACACUAGAAUUGUAUAAUAAGGAUGUAAAUAAUCAAUUAGUAGCAACUGAGGAAUGUGUUACUGAAACUAAAAAACCAGCUAAAAUAAUUAGGAGCAAACUCCUAAUCGAUUUACUAAAGCAUAAUGAUUUGAUGGAUCAUAUUAAUGAAUGCGAGAAGGAUUGGCUAAAAACAAAGGGUUUUAUAAUUAUUUGUGGAAAUUUGUUUGACAUGAAUAAGGACUUGAUUUAUUUUACAAAUAGAAUUUUCGCUAGAAAUGAAAUGGGAAAACCAUUGUCUCAAUGGCCUGAAAAGUUGCAAGACAAACUGAUCAUUCAAAGUUUAGACAAAAAUUCGACUCAUUGUAUUUCAAAUUCAUUUUUAAAUGAUAAUCUGUGGCAAAAAGUAAAAAGCCUUAAAGAGGGAACAAACCAAAUAUGCAAAGAAAUGGUAACAGAUGAUAAAACUCCUGAUCAGGUUGUGGAAACCUUAAGCAGUCUUUUAAAUAUAAGGAAUAUUAACAAAUAUGAGAAUAACUUCAUUUCAAUAGAAGAUGCUCAUUUAUUCACGGAUGAAUAUAUGACACUCCAUAAUUUUAGCGAGGAAUUAGUCGAACUAGUUCAAAAAUAUAGAACAUGUACAGACCUUACUGAGAAGUAUAGUCUUGAAAGGAAGAUUGAUAUUCAUCUUUAUGAUAGAAGCACUAUUAACGAAGUGUUUGUACACUACAAGUCCAGAUUUACAAACUGGAAGUCUAAAAGUCAAUCCAUUGUAAUAGUUGAUGCUUUUGAGAAGAAGGUGUACUUUUAUUUCAGAGAUGUGAACGAUUAUUCAACAAUGGAUGAAGAUUUAAACAAAAAAUUGAAUUGGAUAUGUAAGGAAAUUGAUUUCAAGAAUUAA